This is a messenger RNA of Suillus discolor, 1593 nucleotides long. Its product is annotated as P-loop containing nucleoside triphosphate hydrolase protein. Bases 53 to 1207 code for a protein of 384 amino acids. The transcript is spliced from 8 exons. Gene Ontology annotation, biological process: transmembrane transport. Gene Ontology annotation, molecular function: ATP binding; ATPase-coupled lipid transmembrane transporter activity; ATP hydrolysis activity. The record is from RefSeq and is a predicted model, not a curated record. NCBI's taxonomy places the organism in Eukaryota, Fungi, Basidiomycota, Agaricomycetes, Boletales, Suillaceae.
AUUUCGUUCUUUCAAGGACUGUCUGAGCAUCGCGUUCAUCCUCCAAGAAACAAUGCAUGUUCUACCGCAGAUCAUCUUCACUUGGCGCGUGGUGAAAAAUCCAAUGACCACUCCUCUCUCCUUGGUAUCACUCACAUUGAUCGAAGUCGCUGAUCCAUCCAUUAACCUAUAUUCUUCUAUAUCCGGCUUGUUAUCCAUUCUUGCGAGCGAUUUGUCCAGAGCACGCAAGGUAUAUGAGAUAGAGAACAUACGGAAUCAGGUUGUGAAUGGCACGGAACCGUUCCCCGAGAACCAACAAUCUCUUGCAAAUGGCAUUUCUGUUGAAUUCAAGAAUGUUUCGUUCCAGUACCCUGGUCGAGACAGGUGUGCUCUACGGAAUGUAUCGUUCAAGAUCGAGGCUGGUCAGCUAUGCGUCGUUGUUGGUGUGAACGGCUCUGGAAAGAGUACGAUCUUGAACCUGAUCUCCCGCAUCUACGACCCAACGGUGGGCACCAUCCUUAUCGACGGCCGUGACAUCAAAACCUUGAAACUUGCUGACCUCCGUGCUGCUAUGUCCAUCCUCUUCCAAGACUAUUCGCAAUUCCCCCUCUCCGUGCGCGAGAACAUUGGGCUUGGCAACCCCGCUCUUGCACAUGAGGAUGACAAGGUUCGCGAAGCCGCCCGUCUCGGCGGCGCAGAAGACUUCAUCGAUGAGCUCCCUAAUGGAUUUGAUACCUACUUGGACCGCCUCGUGGAUGAUUACUACGGAGACCUUCCUGAAGGUACUACGACGCUGUUCGGACAUCCCGUUGAGUCCUCGCCACGGAAUACCGUUGAUGGUGUCCAUAUCACCGGAUCUCCCGACCUUCAAAUCAGCUGGGGGCAGGUGCAGCGGCUUGCAAUCUCCCGCACAAUGAUGCGCUCAUUGAUCUCUGAAACUGAGUAUUUCGCUGGCAUGCUGUUAUUCGACGAGCCGAGUGCCUCCCUCGAUCCUACGGCCGAACACGAUCUCUUCGAGCGUCUACGAAAGUUGAGGGGUAACAAGACCAUGAUAUUCUCCACUCACCGGUUUGGAAAUCUCACCCAAUAUGCGGACCUCAUUCUGUACAUCGAUGAAACUGUCCAGGAAGAAGGGACGCACGAUGAACUCAUGAAGAAAGGGGGAGAGUAUGCUCGUAUUUGGAAUCUUCAAGCGAAACCAUUUAAUGGCCAGAUACCGAGACCAUAACAAUACUUUGUACCACUCACUCUCAUGCAUAUUUUCAGUCGCGCAAUCCGUUUACCACUAGAUUUCAGUGUGAACUGCCAGGGUCCCAGACAUCUGCUGUUGUUGUUACUACUUCAGAAUGUACUAUUUGGCUAAUUAACCAUGUCAGUUUUUGCAGUGGUGCACACAAGUUGCCAGCUUCGGUUGUCCGCACCCAUGAUAAGUCUUGAGACCAUGACCAUACAAUGUGGAUUGGUACCCCAGCGUGAUUCAAUCGAGCUCAGGUUGCUUGUUGCCACGCGUUGACAAUAGAUCCACUCAGGGCAGUUAAGUAGUACUGUCUCUGUCAGGGUCCUCAUCGCACCCGACAUACUCCCCCCCUGAGUAGCAUUUUCCUCAGGCAGGUG